Molecule: messenger RNA, 1350 nt
Organism: Clarias gariepinus (North African catfish)
Lineage: Eukaryota; Metazoa; Chordata; Actinopteri; Siluriformes; Clariidae
Product: lysophosphatidic acid receptor 6
Exons: 2
Coding region: 122-1087 (321 amino acids)
Biological process (GO): G protein-coupled receptor signaling pathway; behavioral response to pain
Cellular component (GO): membrane
Molecular function (GO): G protein-coupled receptor activity
Source: RefSeq, a predicted model, not a curated record
UAAAAUAGUUAAGCAACAUCUCAACAGUGCAGAUCUACUGCAAGAUAUAUACUGUUCCAUUCAAUCCUUUCACAGUGCAGCCUACUAUAAAGUAUUCUAAGUCCCAUCAAAAAGAGGAACUAUGUCAUGCAACUCGACAUGUCAGGAUGAGGCAGUUUACCGGUGCCAGAAUCAGACAAACCCUGCUUUUGUUGCCAUGUAUAGUGUGGUCUGUAUAAUUGGGAUUCCUCUUAACUUAAUGGCCCUUGUAGUUUUUUUUUGUUGCAUUAAAUCACGCUCACACACCAUUGUAUACAUGACCAACCUCGCAUUAGCAGAUCUCCUUCUGGUUUGUACUCUACCAAUACGGAUCUAUUAUCACUUGGGAAUUGGAGAAUUAUCACAAAAGACCUGUGAAGUUGCUGGUCUAUUACUUUUAGCCAACAUGUACGGAAGCAUCUUGCUGCUUACAUGUAUAAGCAUUGACCGUUGCCUGGCUGUCUGCUUUCCGAUGUCAUCCCGAGUGCGUGAAGGCCGCAAAAAAGCACCACUAAUAUGUCUGGGGAUUUGGCUUCUAACAAUAGGAGCCAGCCUGCCGCCUUACAUAAUAAAUUCUAAUAAAAAUGACACCUCUAAAACCUGUUUCAGAAAAAUCCCAACAUAUGCCGUUAAGCCAGUUACACUUGCCUCCACACUGACGAUAGGAUUUGGGAUACCACUGAUCAUCCUGCUUUUGUGUUCAUGGGGAUUAGUACAUGCUGUCAGCAAAAGCACUGCAGCCAAGAUGUCUGGUAUUGUUGACAGCUGCAAGAUCCAGAGGAUGGUAAUCGUUAACCUGGCCAUAUUUCUCUGCUGUUUUCUGCCCUACCAUGUCAUGUUGGUGGUGAUUUACAUCAACAAUGAUCAAAUGACAUGUUCUGUGAUGUCUGCCUACUACAAUGCUUUGAUGGUAACUUGUCUGAAUACCAUUCUGGACCCACUGGCUUACUAUUUGACCGCGGAGACUUUCCGCAAAAAUAUUGAAAUCGAUACAGUUCGGAAAAUGUUACCUAUGAACAAUUUGAGCUCCGAUGGAAACACACGCUCAAAGCCGCUUGUCAGUACUUAAAGGCCAAAACUUGUAAGUACUGGAAAUAAUCAUAGACAGACAUCUGUAUCAUAAAAACAAUCAUUAUGGAAACACAUUGUCUUCUCAACAGGACCUUACUAACUGCACCCCAUGGGAGAUGAGAAAGUCAUCUUAAAUGCUAGAACAACAAAACAGACCUGAGAAUAUCAUAUGGAGAUGAAAUGAAUCAUAUACAAAUCUGAAAAAUGACUCAAUUAAAAGCAAAAAUAUUAUAAUGUUCAUUUUAAAAAACUUAGCAUGUA